Messenger RNA from Synchytrium microbalum, 1080 nucleotides. RefSeq names its product UDP-glucose---hexose-1-phosphate uridylyltransferase (gene GAL7). The coding region runs from base 1 to 1080 and encodes 359 amino acids. The record is from RefSeq and is a predicted model, not a curated record. Gene Ontology annotation, cellular component: cytoplasm. Gene Ontology annotation, molecular function: UDP-glucose:hexose-1-phosphate uridylyltransferase activity; zinc ion binding. Gene Ontology annotation, biological process: beta-D-galactose catabolic process via UDP-galactose, Leloir pathway. The transcript has 6 exons. Lineage: Eukaryota; Fungi; Chytridiomycota; Chytridiomycetes; Synchytriales; Synchytriaceae.
AUGGACCAAGAGUUUGACUUUACAGAGCACUCACACAGAAGAUUCAAUCCUUUAACAAACUCAUGGAUAUUAUGCUCACCUCAUAGAUCUAAAAGACCUUGGCUGGGCCAACAAGAGGAAACAUCUGAUGAUGCUCGACCUGAAUAUGACCCAACUUGCUAUCUUUGCCCAUCCAACAAGAGGUCGGGAGGAGCUUCUCAAAACCCACCAUAUACUGGAACGUUUGUAUUCACUAAUGAUUUCCCGGCUGUUAAACCGGAUCAGCCGCCGUUUGAAUCUGGAUCUUCAGAAGAUACUUUAUCAUCACGCUUAAUAAAGGCUCGUGGUGUCCGCGGUACUUGUCGCGUCAUGUGUUUCCAUCCUCGACAUGACUUGACCAUGGCUGAAAUGAGCCGUACAAACAUUGAAGCAGUCAUUGAUACAUGGACUGAUCAAGUAAAAGAAUUAUCGGCUCUGGAAUAUGCUCGAUAUGUACAAGUGUUUGAGAAUAAGGGUGCUGUUAUGGGGUGUUCGAAUCCUCAUCCCCAUUGUCAGAUAUGGGCUACGGAAGGCAUACCAGAAGAACCAAAGAAGGAAAUGGCGUCUCAAAUCGCAUACAAGGCCCAACAUGGAUCCUGCCUCUUGUGCGAUUACGUGAAUCUAGAAGUCUCAACACCAUCAACACCACGAAUCGUAAUCCAGAACACGUCAUUUGUAUGUCUGGUCCCAUAUUGGGCUGUGUGGCCAUACGAAACACUCGUCCUCCCUAAAUCUCAUAUAUCGUCUCUAUCUGAGUUAUCAGCUACUCAAAAAUCGGAGUUGGCAUCAAUAUUAGCAAAGAUUACAUGCCGAUUCGAUAACUUGUUUAAUUGCUCGUUCCCGUAUUCGAUGGGUGUGCAUGGUGCUCCUGUCGGUGAUCGUAGUGGAGUGAAUCAUUUACAUUUGCACUUCUAUCCACCAUUGCUGAGGAGUGCUACUGUUAAGAAGUUUCUUGUUGGAUACGAAAUGAUGGCCGAAUCACAACGAGACUUGACUGCUGAACAAGCUGCCGAACGUUUGAGAAAUUGUUCGGAAGUACAUUAUAAACUUGUGAAAAAUUAA